Merops nubicus (carmine bee-eater) is the source of this 1029-nucleotide messenger RNA. RefSeq names its product DNA meiotic recombinase 1 (gene DMC1). Gene Ontology annotation, cellular component: condensed nuclear chromosome; nucleus. Gene Ontology annotation, biological process: reciprocal meiotic recombination; DNA strand invasion; DNA repair. The transcript is spliced from 13 exons. NCBI's taxonomy places the organism in Eukaryota, Metazoa, Chordata, Aves, Coraciiformes, Meropidae. The record is from RefSeq and is a predicted model, not a curated record. Gene Ontology annotation, molecular function: double-stranded DNA binding; ATP-dependent DNA damage sensor activity; DNA strand exchange activity. Bases 1 to 1029 code for a protein of 342 amino acids.
AUGAAGGCCAUGGAGGAUCAAGUAGUCCAGGAAGAACCAGGAUACCAGGAUGAUGAGGAAUCCUUUUUUCAAGAUAUUGACCUGCUACAGAAACAUGGAAUUAAUGUAGCAGAUAUUAAAAAGCUGAAGUCAGUUGGGAUCUGCACGAUCAAAGGAAUCCAGAUGACCACGAGACGGGCACUGUGCAACGUAAAAGGGCUUUCAGAGGCCAAAGUGGACAAGAUUAAAGAAGCUGCAAACAAGCUUAUUGAACCAGGCUUCCUGACUGCCUUUGAGUACAGUGAAAAACGGAAGAUGGUAUUUCAUAUUACUACUGGCAGCCAGGAAUUUGAUAAACUUCUGGGUGGUGGGAUUGAAAGCAUGGCAAUCACUGAGGCCUUUGGAGAGUUUCGGACAGGCAAAACCCAGAUAUCUCACACACUUUGUGUGACAGCUCAGCUUCCAGGACCAAACGGCUACACCGGUGGAAAGAUUAUCUUCAUUGAUACUGAAAACACUUUCCGACCAGACCGUCUCCGUGACAUUGCCGAUCGCUUCAAUGUCGACCACGACGCUGUGCUUGACAACGUGCUGUAUGCACGGGCAUACACCAGUGAGCAUCAGAUGGAGUUGCUUGACUAUGUCGCAGCCAAGUUCCACGAGGAAGCUGGUAUCUUCAAGCUAUUGAUCAUUGACUCCAUCAUGGCACUUUUCCGUGUGGAUUUCAGUGGUCGUGGAGAGCUGGCCGAACGACAACAGAAAUUGGCUCAGAUGCUGUCAAGGCUCCAAAAAAUAUCAGAAGAAUAUAACGUGGCUGUGUUUGUAACCAACCAGAUGACUGCUGAUCCAGGAGCAACUAUGACCUUUCAGGCAGACCCAAAAAAGCCCAUUGGGGGCCACAUCCUUGCUCAUGCUUCAACGACCAGGAUUAGUUUGAGGAAAGGGAGAGGGGAACUGCGUAUUGCAAAGAUAUAUGACAGCCCUGAGAUGCCUGAAAACGAAGCUACGUUUGCAAUAACUUCUGGAGGGAUCGGGGAUGCCAAAGAAUAG